This is a messenger RNA of Tetrapisispora phaffii CBS 4417, 903 nucleotides long. RefSeq names its product Lot5p (gene LOT5). The transcript has a single exon. NCBI's taxonomy places the organism in Eukaryota, Fungi, Ascomycota, Saccharomycetes, Saccharomycetales, Saccharomycetaceae. The coding region runs from base 1 to 903 and encodes 300 amino acids. The record is from RefSeq and is a predicted model, not a curated record.
AUGCUUUCAAAUAAAAUUAAAGCUGCAUCAGAAGCAGUAAUAAGGCCGUCAGCUGAGAAUGUUCUGCCGUUAAACCAAUAUAUUAACACUCAGCCCAGGCUCUUAGGUGAGAAUCAACAAUUGAAGAUAUCCGAUGAUAUGAUUAUAUUAUUUGGUGGUGGAAGAGACUUUAAACUCAGUGUUUGGGGUUACAAAGGUGCUGAAGCCACAGAAAAAGUCAUCGACAAUGUCGAAUUAUUUAUCUUGAAUAAAUGCAUUAUAAUUUGGUUAAAAAAUUUAGAUAAGGGCAUAGAGAUCAAAUACACUGGUGUUAUAUACCAUGGUGCCAAUAAGAUAAAUGAUAAUACUUCUAGAGAGGGCCAUAAACUUGAAUUAUUAAUAACUGUUAUAAGGGACGAUUUAUUAAAUAGUUAUUUCCCCACGAACGAUACCGAAGAAGACUUGGAAAAUUCUGUGAAUGACUUCACAAUGGAUAGCAUUGAGUUUAAACUUACACCCAAACAUUCAACGUAUGAUAGAUUUUAUAGUGAUGAGGUUGAAACAUUAUUCACAUUCAAUAAUUUUGGCAGCAACAGAGGCGAUGACAUGGUAAUUAAUUGUAAUAAAGCAUUAGAAAAAUGCCUUGAACUGAGCGGUAAUGAGUUUAAUAGAUUUGGAAAUCCUAUUGCUGAAGACAGUGAAGAAGAGCUUGACCAAGAAGAAGUCGAACAAGCAAAUCCGAACACUGCUGUGAUGGGGUUUAAUGAAACCAUCAACACAUAUUAUAGCAGUGGAAAUGCCGACGAUCUAGAUAAUGAUUAUAUAUUAAAGAGUACUGUUGUUGAAAAUGACACCGACGCGGGUAUGUCAAUGCAGUUUUAUAAUAGUUCCAGUUUGGUCACCCAGAAAAGAAGUUUCCAAUGA